Helicoverpa armigera (cotton bollworm) is the source of this 1463-nucleotide messenger RNA. RefSeq names its product tetraspanin-18. Gene Ontology annotation, cellular component: plasma membrane. NCBI's taxonomy places the organism in Eukaryota, Metazoa, Arthropoda, Insecta, Lepidoptera, Noctuidae. The record is from RefSeq and is a predicted model, not a curated record. Bases 126 to 1085 code for a protein of 319 amino acids. The transcript is spliced from 7 exons.
UAAUAUUCAUUUCAGUAUUACUUCCAACACCAAAUACGACUAGUAAAUUGUUAUUGAAAAAAUCUCUGUAUUUUACCCGUAUUGUGUUGUACGUGUGUGUAAUAGGAUGUCCGCUGAUUACUGAAAUGUCAUUGGCCUACGCUUAUUUCAAAUAUUUGAUUGAUAGGGAAAACUAUCAGUGUUUGAUUCACUACUUUUCAGGUUUAGCAGAUCAGAUGGUCAUUUUGGACGAACCCAAACGUUGGGACGAGAUGGCGUGUGCUAGUGGGGAAGCAGGCUUCAGAAAUGACAUCGUCGUUGAAGCCCACUCGGAUGUAAAAACAGAUAAAGAAGAACAUAACAACAAAGACAAGUGCCUCAAAUGUGCUAAAGCUUUCUUCGUGAUCCUGGGCAUGUUAGCUGUGAUAGCAGCGGUGGCCCUAAUAAUUGUCUCAGUAAUAUCUUCAAUAGCGACGAAGGCUUAUGAUUCAGACCAGUCCAGCCGGAUGGUUUCCAUGGUACUGUUGGCUGUGUCAGCUGCUGUGACCAUAUGCGCCAUCAUUUAUGGCGAAGUGUCUGUUUUUAGGAAUCGGCCCAGACCUAUACUUGUGGCCGCAGUGGUCCUACUUCUCCUAGCGAUAGUACAAGCUCUGAUAGCCGGCAUAUCCGUGACUGUGGAACCGUCUGACGAGGCCAAGCUCAUGAGGUCCCUGACAGAGUCCUUCAGACAGGCGAAGGAGGACAACAUGAGGCAUGCCAAGAUUUGGGCUAUGACGCAGUCCGAUCUAAAUUGUUGUGGAGUAUACGGUCCAGAAGACUACCGGGUCUCAACAUUACCAUACUACUUCCCUCCAAAUGUGCCGAUAUCGUGCUGCACAUCAUACGACUCCUCACGGUCAGACCUGGUGCAGGAAAGAGAUAGAGAGCUAUGUAAAGUGAAGAAGACUUACUUCAUGACUGGCUGCAAAGAAUUAGUGCUGACGGUGUUUAAAGAGACAUCGUCUAUGGUGUUCUCUAUGGCUGUUAUACUUAUUGUUUUGGAGGCGUUACUUCUAAUCUUAGGUGCCGUUAUAUACCAAAAACAGAGCACGAAAUCAUUUAAGUGACUGUUGUUUUGCACAAUAAACGUUAUUUUAAUAUGUAGAAUAACCAAAAAGCAACGAAAACAAACUAUCGCCGAGCAGCCAUUGAGAUCUCACUUUAGUUUUAAAUUUAUCUAAAGGACAUACUAGAUGGCGUUGUACGCAUAAAUGCUAAGCGACCUUCGUAAACUGUUCAAAAUCUGUUGUAAAUAAUAUUGACGACUUACAAUUUAGUACAUAAAUAGAAUAGAUUUUUGUACUCACGUUAAUUUUAUUUCUUGUUUUAAUGUUACAUUAUUAAUUGUUUUUAGUCUAACAGUUAACAGUCUUUGCAUAGCUACGAAUAAGUGAAUAACACAGCGUUUAUUUUAAGAAACGACUAAAUAAAUAGUAUUUGUAUGC